AACGGCAGGGCUUGAAUAGCAGUGUCAAAUCCCUCAGCACACAGACACACGCUCACUCUCCCUAAAGGAGGGAGCGAGGCACAGACACAGAGAGGGGAUUGAGAGGAGCAGCAGAGGAGGAUAUCUCUCUCCGCUGCUCUACACUGCUGCGGCGCCUGGCUUUCACUAGAAAGGUCCGUGACCGUGUUUUUCCUGCGCUUGUUUGCCUAAUUUAUUCCUGCCGGGGCCAACAGAAAGACUGAAAGAAAGGAAGAGAAGGGGGGGGAAAAAAAGGACAGGCAGGAGAGUAAAGAGUGCAACAGUACACCCUGACUUGCUGACAGGGAAUGCAGAGAGGUUCUGGCCUCUGGUUGUUACUGCUGGAUGGACAAGCACUGACAAAACAAGAGAAGGAAGAGAGAGGCAACACUUUGUGAGAGAGGGGGAGAUUUUUCAACUCCGCUUUUGUUUUGGCUUGUUGGUUGUUUUUUUUCUCUCUCUCUCUCUCUGUUUGUUUCUUCUGUGACAUUUGAGCCUCUGACACGACAAGCCGUGAAGAGUUGGAGGAGCCACAAGAACACAUCAUCCCUCCACAGACACAGAAGAGGAGGACUUGUCUCGUGAGAGAAAGGAGAAGUGUCUUUCUCAACACCGCUUUUUGUCUUCACUGUCAAGUGUGGGAUACGUUUCAGCUGGCUCUUUUCGGCUGCGGUCGUCUCCUUGCAGAAUACCAAAGGAAGAAACUAAAUCCAAAGUUCCAAAACUACCCAUGAGUGGCGCUUCUUUUUUUUUCUUCUCAGUUUUCCUCCUCAUCACUAUCACCUCUGCCUCGGUAACAGGCCUGACAAGUCGAGAGUGAGUCUGGACUCGAACUGCCUCAGAUCAGCAGAUAACACCUCCACGCAGCAGGAACUGGUUGGACGAGUUUAUAAGUUGGAGCAGAGGGCAGGGCACUUUAACCCUGCUGGAAGGGGAGCUGUGUGCUGCUUUCCUCCCACUUGCUCGUUCUUUUGGGAGAAAGUCGCGCUGCUGAGAGAAGGGCAGAGCGUCUUCUACAUUCGUCCCCCGUCACCACGCUGAGGGGAUAGGUGAGGUGCGAUUUUUAUACUUCUUCUCCCGGGGGUGUAGGGGAGAGAGAGAAAGUGAGAGGGAGGGAGAGAGAGAGAGAAGGAGUCAAAGUGUAAUUUAUUGUUUCCUGUGAAAAGAGCAAGGCGGCACCCUUUUUCUCCUGCCUGAACUCUGAGCCACUCAGCGAGCGUCUGAAGUUUUUCUCAGACCUCUGGAGCCAUUGAUCAGAGGUCAGGGCAGCGAGCACAAGGGGUGAAAGACAAGAGCGAAGAGAUUAAAGGAGAGAGAGAGAAAACAGCACCAGGAAGGACCUCUAGGUCAUAACAACCAGACGGCAAAGGGGAGAAAGGUCAGCACAAGGGAGUCGGCUUUUUAUCUCACUCAUCGGACAAAACCUGCCUUUCAUACAAACCUGGAUCCGCUCUUUUCUUCCUCUGGAAUCAGUUUUUAAACUUUAAGGCUAGCUGGACGUUGGGGGACCGGGCGGGUCUGUGUAUGAGCCACUCACAGGACUGCGCGUCUCAGAGAAUAUGGCCAUGGUGAGCGGGGGUUGGGGCAACCCCAACGGGGACACUAAUGGACUGGGGGAGAAGGCUUACCUGAGGAGGGAGGAAGAGGACGUCUCGCCUCAGGCCGGGAGCAGCGACGUGGACGUCGGGGACGAGGACAAGGCCUGCGUGGUGGACUGCGUGGUGUGCGGGGACAAGUCCAGCGGGAAGCACUACGGCGUGUUCACCUGCGAGGGCUGCAAGAGCUUCUUCAAGAGGAGCAUCAGACGAAACCUCAACUACUCCUGCAGAUCAAAUCGAGAAUGCCAAAUUGAUCAGCAUCACCGCAACCAGUGCCAGUACUGUCGUCUGAAGAAAUGUUUCCGUGUUGGAAUGCGCAAAGAAGCCGUCCAGCGGGGCCGAAUCCCUCCAUCUCACCCUGGUAUCAGUCCAAACUCAAUGGCGGGUGGGGUUGGAGGGGCGGUGCCAGGUCACAUCGGGGCGGACUAUUUCAACGGCCAGCCGGUGUCAGAGCUCAUCUCCCAGCUCCUCCGGGCUGAGCCGUACCCCAACAGCCGCUACGGGGCCCCGUACAGUCAGGCACAGAUGCAGACGUCUGCCAGCGGAGGCUCCGUCAUGGGCAUCGACAGCAUCUGUGAGCUGGCUGCUCGCCUCCUCUUCAGCACUAUCGAGUGGGCCAGAAACAUCCCAUACUUCCCAGAACUGCCUGUCUCAGAGCAGGUGGCGCUGCUGAGGCUGAGCUGGAGCGAGCUCUUCAUCCUGAAUGCAGCUCAGUCUGCUCUGCCCAUACACAUGGCUCCUCUGCUGGCAGCUGCUGGGUUUCACUCGUCGCCAAUGUCCGCUGAGCGCGUGGUGUCCUUCAUGGACCAGGUCAGGGUUUUCCAGGACCAGGUGGACAAGCUGAACAGGCUGCAGGUGGACACGGCCGAGUACAGCUGCCUCAAAGCCAUCGCACUCUUCUCACCAGAUGCAUGUGGUCUAACUGACCCGGCCCACGUGGAAUCCCUGCAGGAGAAGGCCCAGGUGGCCCUGACAGAGUACGAGAGGUUGCAGUAUCCCAACCAGCCUCAACGCUUUGGCCGUUUGCUGCUGCGCCUCCCGGCCCUGCGCGCCGUGCCGGCCAACCUCAUCUCCCAGCUCUUCUUCAUGCGCCUGGUGGGCAAGACACCGAUCGAGACGCUGAUCCGAGACAUGCAGCUCUCAGGAAGCUCCAUCAGCUGGCCCUACGCACCGGGACAGUGAACCCGCUGACUCCAGGGUGAGACGGGCCGAGAUCAGACUGGGAGGACUCAGAGCUCAGGGAGAUUAUAUAAAAGUACAAACUGAAUGUUAUGAAUACAAACCGGGAUCUCGCAAGUGUAGUGUCCUUGUUUGUGGACGUAGAUUUUUUUCCCACCUCAGCUCAGCAAAGUCCGGAGGAAGUCACACCAAAGCUGCUUUCAGGGAAACAAAAAUGUGUCACUGUCUUUAGACGUGUGUUUGCAGCACUUGUCAGUUUUGCUCUGACCUCCUUCUGAUCUCUCUCCGUCUCAUUCUGGACAGAAAAACAACAGGGCUUUAGUUGAAUUUGCAGACUCUAAUAUGAGGCCACGUGCCUGUACUACCUCCUCCCACAUCACCCCUAUUGUGACUCAGUUUGAACCCAGUCGCUGUGUGUUUUCCCCAUAAAUGAAGCCAUAUCAGUGCCGCUCUCACAGGCCGACGGUGGCAGCUUCAGAGCUUUAAUUGUCACAGGUAGGAAACAUUGUGCAGAAUCUACCUUAAGUUGUGUCAUAUUUGAUAUGUGCGACAAAAUAUCAAACCCUGUUACCAAAUAUAUCUGUGACGACUGUCACCUUGUACAGCAUUAAAACAAAGACGAGACGUGGGCAUUGUAUUGUAUAGUGUACUAUAUGAAGCACUGCGUACACAAACGCACACAUUUUGUAUGUUAUGAGAAAUUGUUCAACACUUUGGGGAUGAGUUUUAUUUGCUUACCUGCAGAGUGAGACAAGAAAACUGAACUCCGUUACACAUCUGUACAAGCAUGUUAUAGGGGCACGCCAAUAUCAUGAUAUUGCGAUAUCAUGAUAACCUUCAUGUUAAAAAUUGAAAUAUUGAUAUUGUGUCGAUAAUACACAUAUGAUUGUAUCAUGUGAAUUAUCCAGGAAAAUUGGACCCUGUGCAUCUGAGUUCAUCUGGUUGCCUUUUAACCAGUAAUUGGGUGUAAUUUUUCCUUUUUUUUUUACAGUUCUGGUUACAGACCUCCUUCACCUCCCAACACUCUCAUUUUAGCAGGUCAUACAUUUGCCAAAAAAGAGCCAAAACGCACAGCAUGUUAUAGAUAUCGGGGUAAUGUCAUUAUAGUAAAUGAUCACCCACGAUAAUCAAGACGUUGACAUGACAAAAUAGUAAGCUGGUGUUUUUUGUUGCUGUUUUGUUACCUGGAGCCUGGCUAGCUGUUUCCAGUUGCCAUGCAAUGCUACGCUAAGAGGAACCUCACAACCUUCCCCACAGCGCUCAUAGGCGACAUCUUGUAGCUGUUGGCUCAGUGACUAGGAGUUACAUUGGAAUGAAAAGACAAAAUCGCAAAUGCUCUCCACACAAUGUCUUUCCAACGUAACUUGCACUGACCUCUGCAAGACAUGUGCUAAAGCGGUGCAUAUUCACUGUUCUAUGUUCUAGGGUGAUUUGGUCCCAGAUUAAUAUUGCAGGAUUUUUAGGCUAUAUGGGAUACACAAUAUAAACCUCUAUAUUUUGAAAUCUCCUCAAAAGCACUUCAUAAAAAUUACAAAAAUCAAAUAUCACAGUGUUUUCAAUCAGAUAUCCAGAUAUCGAUAUCUAAAGAAUACUGCGGGGUGACUAUUGAUACAAAAAUAAAACGAAGAAAUUUUGAUCAAUAAUCAUCAGUAAUGUGGAUAUAAUGACUAAGUGUGAUAACAAUGCGAUAUCCAAAAUCUAAGACCAAUUAUAGGCUAGUCUUAUAGCACUCCAACAGUACAAUAUCAAUAUAAUAUCCAGCUCCCCUCCGUACACAAGGAAGUGGAUAACUAUUUCCCAAAUGCUUGUGCAACUCUUCAGUAUAGUACAUUAUACAAUAAUGUUCUUGCAGCAGAAGGUGGAGGUGAAAGUGCUCAAACACACCCUGGCUCCUCAGACAGUCACAUCCCUGUCCAACAUUAUUACCUCAUGUUUUAUACAUCCAAGACAAAGAUUGUGUGUUCAUGUGCUAAAGAUAAAUAUAAAGGGAUCAACGCAACACAGAAACCAUAAACAGUAACAAUAUUUCCCCUUUUUGGCCUGUGUUGUCCACCUGACUUUGGCCAAAAAAGAUUUGAGAAUGUUUUGAAAGUUAAUGUUUGAAAGUCUGAGCUGAGAUUGUUUUCCUCCGCUUUGUUCAUUCUGAUGAUUUUUUUUUUUCUCAUGGCUCCCCUUUGAGAGAUGUGUGUUAGCGUGGCGUUAACAGACAGAGGUCACUUUCAGAUGAUUAUGCUUAUGUAAGGUACUGCUGUAAACGUUACGGUGAUUGUUGGUACUGAGAUAAAGGGUACUAAGAAGUCGCAUUCACGACUGUGUUAUCACCAUUAACUGUGGCUGAAUGUGACAAAUGUUUUUUCUUGCCAAACUGACUGACUGAAACAAAUGACAAUGUGGGAUAAACGUCUGUUUGCGGUCCAAGUUUUUUUUUUAAUUAAAAGAAGAAAAAAAAGCAAAGCUGGCCAUGACAUGGCCGAUGAUGUCGAACACCGUCAUCAACAGCUCGUCGCGCUGUCCUUGAAUCACUUUUUGUUAUAUGUUGGUAUAUAAACUGUGCUGGUUUGACUGUGUAGCUUUAUGUUAAAAAAGAAGCAUGUUUCUAUGAUCAUGCCAAACUUAAAAAAAAAUGCAGAAGAAGUUCGUAUGGCUGACUGUUUUUUUUUUUUUUUUUUGCAUUACUAGAAAAUAAAAGUAUGCACAUUC
Messenger RNA from Acanthopagrus latus (yellowfin seabream), 5495 nucleotides. Its product is annotated as nuclear receptor subfamily 2 group F member 6-like. The coding region runs from base 1578 to 2798 and encodes 406 amino acids. Gene Ontology annotation, biological process: negative regulation of transcription by RNA polymerase II; anatomical structure development; cell differentiation. Lineage: Eukaryota; Metazoa; Chordata; Actinopteri; Spariformes; Sparidae. Gene Ontology annotation, molecular function: nuclear receptor activity; RNA polymerase II cis-regulatory region sequence-specific DNA binding; zinc ion binding. The transcript has 5 exons. The record is from RefSeq and is a predicted model, not a curated record.